CUUGGAGAGCCAGCAGAGAACAAGUCCGGCACUCUCAGCAGGGACAGCACAGCUCGCCCACAGCUGGCGCCUCGGAGCCUGCACACAUCCAUGUACCUGCUCCCGCACCACCAGUCACAGAAGGGCUCUUCCCUGGCACCCGCACUGCCCUGACACACCACGGGAGCUGCCUUCCUUCCUCUCUUCACCUGGGAAGGAUAAUUCGAGAAACCUGAAAAACUGGAAACAUCAAGAGGCUAAAAUUGAGCAAAGCUAACCACAAGAAAGUUUUUAUAAAGAACCAUUAUAUUUAAUUGUUUAAAGGAAAAAGAAAAAAAAUGAGUCUCCUCAAAGAACGUAAGCCAAAGAAGCCUCAUUACAUCCCACGGCCCCCAGGAAAGCCAUUUAAGUAUAAGUGCUUUCAGUGCCCCUUCACUUGCAAUGAGAAAUCCCAUCUGUUCAACCACAUGAAGUACGGUCUCUGCAAAAAUUCCAUUACUUUAGUAUCAGAGCAAGAUCGUGUUAUCAAGUGUCCAAAGACCAGCUCCUUGGAGCCCAAACAGAUCAAUCAGCUCGAAUCAACAGUCAAGCCAACUUCUUCCAAAUCUGUCACAAACGGACUGUCAAAUCUCGAUUCAAAGGCUCAAUAUCCAUUUGCAAAAGAAGAUGCCAAGGAAAACGUUGAAUUACAAAACCAGGCUACAAACACAGCAAUUCAAGGGCAAAAACCCAUGAUUCAGAAGGAAUUAACCCCUGCCAACACUACAACAGAGAGCAACAUCUGCAUGCAGCCCCUUCUGGACAGCGUCGUAAGGCCCUCGGCGUUCGUUCCGGUCGGAGAACACAGAGAUAGUAAAGGCCCAGAAACCAGCGAAGUAUCUGAAAUUCUCUCUCUUUCUAACAAAAGUUCACCUUUUCACACUAAGUCUGCAUUUCAUGCACCAAGUCACCCAUGGAAAGCAGGUUCUCCUUUCCUCCCAGAGUUUCCACAUAAAGUUGCUCCCACAAAAGGCUUUAGCUCCAUUUCACCUUACAUACAACCAAUGAUUCCGGAGUACUCGCCUCAUUUUUAUGAGCACAGGUUGGCUAUCUACGCACCUUACUUGCUUCCAGGUAACUCAGAGUGUGAAAGUUCUGCUCUCUCAGUCUAUGGCACGCAAGAUCAAAGACACUUUCUUCCCCACCCUGGCUCACUUCCAAAACCUAUAAAUCCAUCAGCGUAUGAACACUAUCGAUUGUUCCAACACUAUCAUUCCACUCCUCCGAUACCAUAUGGAUUUUGCAGGCCAACAGAUCCGCCAUUUUACAGAUUUUCACAAGUAGCUGGUAUCAAUAGAGACCAAAAUUCUCAUUUAAUGGAAGAAACUACCCUGCUGUACCCAGCUUCUUUAAGCCCAUCCCAACAAUAUCCUCUAAGUUCCCACAAGAAACAAGUAGAUUAUGAAAAAGAAAUUACAUUACUGCAUGCUAAAAGUCAUUCCAAAGAUGACCAAAAUGAAAGAGAGAGCGCUAAAAUGAGCCCUCUUGCGGGAAGCGCAGCAACAGGCUCCCCUGGCAGACCUAGCCCAACCAACUUCACACAGACAAGCCACACAGGCUUAUUUGACCUCUCUAACAAGUCCUCUUCCACGCUGCUUGGCAAGUACGAUCAACCAGAAGAAAACUGCACAGCUUUCAGACCUGUGAGAAAGAGCACUGAUCAACCAGCCCUGCUUCAGAGUGUGCAGAUACAGCCAGACCGAGGAGAUUCGCCCAGCAGCAUUAACAUCACUGAUGAAGAUUCCCAUACACAGAGCAUAUGCCAUAACAAUGAAAGCUCACUGUCUAAUGUGGAAGAAGACACAGGGACAGUCCCCCUUAACCUUUCAAAAAAGGCUGACACAAGCACAGGAGCUAUCCAUGAACAUGCCUACAAAACCACAUCCAAAACAGAAAGUCAGGACUUCCUGGAAUUGCAAGACAUGCCCCUGAACCUCUCAGUAAAAGACUCCUGUAACAUCAUACGCCUGAAAAGCUCAAUCCACAGCCCAUCUCAUGAUAACGAUGCUGCUACUUCUCCAAAUACCAAACAGGAAAACUCUGGAGCAGAGGCAUGUAACUCCAAGAACCCUCUCAACAGCGCCCAUGACAACUCUUCUUUCAUAGCUCACCGUAAUGAAGGUCAAGACUUAAGAAUCAUUGACAGCUGUGACGAACAGAAGCAGACAGCAGCAGUAGCGCUCUGUCAGCUCGCUGCGUACAGCCCCAGCAAUGUCCGCACAGACAGUGAUGGGCAGAAUCCUCAGGAGAGCAAUACCCCAUGUACAGAAGCUGCUCUGAAUUCUUCUGAUACUCAGGAUACUCAGUGCAAUCAAAAAGCAAAAGGACAAAAAAGGACAAAUCAAAAAGAAUCAGCAAAAUCACAGCAAGGCACUAAAAGAGUAAGAGCAAAUGACUGUAGCAGAGUCUUGACUUUAAGGAAGAGAACAAGAGUAUCCUAAUACUUCACUUUCCAAAGGGUUUCUGGUCAUAGAAACAAGUUACCAGCAACACCAUAAAAUUCCUACAAACUGUCUCUUCUUAGUUUUGGUCCAUAACAAAACACCUUCAAUCACUCCCUUGUAAAUAAUGUUCAUAAUUUUAUAUUAAUAUUUUUAAGGAACUGAACCUGCCCUUGUAUAAGCUCAGAUUUUGAUGAGUGAAUUUUUGCAUUCAUUACUAAAGCCAAAGUACAGUAGGUGAAUCUUUUAAGGUUUUUUGCAAUUGUACUGAUGUAAAAUAACUUUUACAACUUCUUUUCUUAAAAGAUUUUUAAGCUCUAGAAGUAAAACUGUUCGGUAACAUACUGUCAUAGUCUUUUUCAGGCUUAAUUUCAUUUAAUAGGGUUUUUUGCCUUUCUUCUUUGAGAAAGUUUCAAUACGCUUAAGAUUAAACCUGGCUAUGUAGAAUUUACUGUAAAAUCUGGUUUGUGUCUGAACACUCUUUGCCAUUGUGCACAAUACUAAACAACAGACCCAAUUUUGUUACUCAGAAACAGAUGCUAGUUGAAACAAACUGAUCCAAACCGUGUCUAAGCAAGCUUUUCUUAUGUUGACUAGCAACAAGAGUCAAGUUAAACCAAAGAAAGCCUGCACCUCUUUAACAAAUGCAGUUUAUGUUCACCUCUAACUGAACCGCUAUGAAAACAGUACUGAAAAUCGGAAGAUCAACAGCUGAGGUGCCUGAUCCUCCGAGGCUGGACAGAUACUCGGCAACAUUCAAACUCCAAGCUUAACAGGUUAUUUAUAUAAUUUAUUUCACCUGAGGCAAAUUCUACUGGUGAAGGUCUUACUUCAGCAUACGUUUAUCACUAAUUAUCAGCUUUAGUGUGCUUCCACAUACACCCUAAAACUCUUUUCUGCUUCUAUAACUGUGUAUAUAAUUUUGCAAUUUUUCAAAUAAAUCUGUGACCUGUACUUCAAACAUAUGGGAAGUCAUUAAUGGACACAAAUACAGUUCACUGCACAGUCUAUAACACAUAUUUUGAGGAAAAAUUAGCAAAGAAAUUGCUAGCUAAAUCUGCAAUUUACAAGUUGAAUUUGGCAUUAAGCAUCAAUCUACUCUAAGAAAGGAGCUUCCUUCAGUGAAGGAACCUCACCAUGCAGAUGAAUUCAUCUGUAUUUCAGCUCCAUAUGACAAGCCUCAGAAUUCUCUCUGCCUGAAAGCUGCUGUCCACUUUAUCCAAACUUCUACAAAAACUUUAACUUGAGGCUCUCUUCCACUGCAGAACACCUCGUGUAAAUGUGCUGGUAUGCACUGUCAUUCCCAGUAGAACAAACGCAGACCAAGAUCAUUAAAAAAAAACCCAACAGACAAUUAAAAAUUAUGGGUACAUGUUUCUCAUUGAUUCUUCAUUGAUCCUCAGAUCACAGAGAUCCUCACCUGCCUCACCAUCACUGGUAGGUACAGAGCCACAUCAGGAAACAGAGCU
Molecule: messenger RNA, 3928 nt
Organism: Cuculus canorus (common cuckoo)
Lineage: Eukaryota; Metazoa; Chordata; Aves; Cuculiformes; Cuculidae
Gene: ZNF750
Product: zinc finger protein 750
Exons: 3
Coding region: 318-2459 (713 amino acids)
Biological process (GO): positive regulation of transcription by RNA polymerase II; epidermis development
Cellular component (GO): nucleus
Molecular function (GO): promoter-specific chromatin binding; DNA-binding transcription activator activity, RNA polymerase II-specific; RNA polymerase II cis-regulatory region sequence-specific DNA binding
Source: RefSeq, a predicted model, not a curated record